UUCUUCUUCAACUCCUCUCUCUCUAUCUCUCUUCAUCUUCCCUCGUCUUCUUCUUCUUUCUUAUGGCGACAACAAAUAUCGAAGAAUCCUCAUCCGGCCAAAUGAAAUUAAAGACAUGGGUGUUGAAGGUUUCAAUUCAUUGUAAAGGCUGCCAAAAAAAAGUUAUAAAACUUCUCACCGGUGUAGAAGGUGUUCAUAAAUUAGACGUAGAUUUGAAACACCAGAGUGUCAUAGUCACCGGAAAUGUCGACGCCAAUACCUUGAUCAAUAAACUCAUUAAGUCCGGCCGAAAUGCUGAAUUAUGGUACCAAAUAUCAAAUCAGAAAAACAAGCAGAAUAACUCCGGUAAAGACAAAAGUACCGAUGACCUUCCGACCGCCCAAUGCGAAAUUGUCGCCGGAGACGACAAACAGAAAGAAAAGCCGGCGCUUGAAAAAUCCGAUGCAUCCCAGGACUCUGGUAGCGAAAAUCCGGCGACGGCGGAGCGUAGUGAAGUCGCCGGUGAUACAACGACCGAUUCCGCCGGAAAAGUGAAAGCGGUGAAGGAAGAUAAAUUGGUCGAUGUCGGAUCGGAAAGUACGGCGACGGUGACGGCGACGGAGAAAAAUAAUCACGGCGAGGAUGGGGAGGGUAAAGUUAGUAAAAAGAAGAAAAAGAAGGGGCAGAAUGGUAAUAACAACUUAGUUGAACAGGAACGACAGGUAGAAUCACCUGUUGAUGAGGGACCACAGAAGAACAGUGUAACCCCAGUAAUAGCCAAUAAUAUUCGUCCACGUCAUCCUCAAGAACAUGCUCCACCUGUUUACGUAAUGAGUUAUAACAUGGCUUCCACAGCGCCUACGACGUCGUAUUACGCCGGUUCGCCCAUGCCUAAUCAGUACAACUAUCAAGAACCGGAGAGAAUGGUGGCUCCACCGUCCGAUCUAGAGUGCUACUCUAGGCAGCCGUUGGAUUCAUUUGAAAUGUUUAGUGAUGAAAAUCCAAAUGGAUGUUCAAUUAUGUGAAAUGGGUUGUGCUCUAUUAUUACUUGUUUUAAGUAUAAAAUUAAUUAACAAAUGUUAAUUGAUUUUGAUUCCUUUAAUAUAGUUUGCACCUUAAUUUUUAUUUA
Molecule: messenger RNA, 1108 nt
Organism: Impatiens glandulifera
Lineage: Eukaryota; Viridiplantae; Streptophyta; Magnoliopsida; Ericales; Balsaminaceae
Product: heavy metal-associated isoprenylated plant protein 35-like
Exons: 3
Coding region: 63-1004 (313 amino acids)
Molecular function (GO): metal ion binding
Source: RefSeq, a predicted model, not a curated record